UGUUUGAAACGAUGAAUGGAGCGAGGCUGAGGACAAACCUGGCGAACUUACUUAUUCGGUUUCAGGUGUUCACGCAAGACGACUACUCGGCAGUUAAUCCGAGCUCCUGAACACAAUAUAGUCACAGCAUGGAAGUUGAGGAGCUCUACUCAGACAUCCAAGGUGAAUUCCAGCCUGCUCCUUUGGGUGCGGGUGACAUGGAGGCUGUGGAGGCUCUGAUGUCCAUGACUAAGCACUUGAAGACCCACAGCUUCAGGUUCAGACACUCCAGACCUUUGACUCCAUCCUCAGACUGCUCAGAGGAUGAAUCUGCACCCCUUGUGUCUGCUGUGUUACAGGAGUCUCCUUUGUGUAUGACACCGCCAUACAGUCCACCCCCAGUAGCACCCUUACGUCAACCUGGAGGAGCUGGAAGUCCAAGCUCGCAGCCAACAGAAGAGACAUAUCUGCACACACACAGUGCUGCUUCCCAGCAGUUCUUCCAGUGCACCAGUGUAAUCCGCCACACUUCAGAUGGCCAGCGGUGCUCCUGUAACAGGGAGGACACAUUCACUCGAGUUCAUACAAAAGACUCUAAAACAGAUUUGAGGUCUGAAGAUGGGCUGAAUGGUAGAGAUUGUGAAGGGAAUAUUGGAAUACAGCCUGACUCUAAUGCAGCCACACCACAGAAACCUUUCACUGUGACUUUGCCAAAUGUGGUUGAAGCCAGCCAGACCCAGAUGAGCCCGGAUGAUAGAUCGAACACACCCCAGGCUGUCUCCUCUGUCCCGGCUGGUGGCCCCAGGGUCCCUCCUGUGCCUGUCCUCUGCCAGAUUCUUCCCAUCUCUUCUGCUUUCACCACUGUUGUGCAAAAACCAGUCACAGCCCCUGAGAGCCAGAAGCAACACCUGCUACCUAUCCCAUCAGGGCUUACCACUGUGCACACACAGCUACAACAGCAGCACAAGCAACAACAGGCACUACAGCAACCACAAACCCAAGCAGCUUCUCCUGCCCAGGUCGUCCUCUUCGGGGGUCAGGUGGCAAAAGGCCCCGUGAUGCUCCUUGUCCCUCAGUCAGCUGUACCCACGCUCUACAUCCAGCCAGCACUUGUGACCCCUGGUGGCACCAAGUUACCAGCCAUCGCCCCCGCGCCUGGCCAUGUCUUGUUGCAGCAAAGACAAAAGCCACCGCAGCCAGAAGUGUCCCGCAUACGCAGUCAUGUUUGCCCCCAUGAGGACUGCAGCAAAACCUACUUCAAGAGCUCCCACCUCAAAGCCCACAUGAGGACACAUACAGGUGAGAAGCCCUUCAAAUGCAAGUGGGAGGGCUGUGAGAGUCGAUUCACUCGCUCCGAUGAGCUGUCGCGCCACCGGCGUACCCACACGGGGGAGAAAAAGUUUGCCUGUCCCAUGUGCCUCAGUCGCUUCAUGCGCAGCGACCACCUGGCCAAGCACGCCCGGCGACACCUAGCAGCGAGGAAGAAGCCCUGCUGGACAUUAGCGGUCACCCAGUCGGCUGACCUCGCCACUUCCACGACACUCUUGAACAAACUCUCUGUGAGGCAUCCUGAUGAGCCACCAAAGUGAAAACUGUAAAAGUGUGAAAUUGAAUGUGAGGCUUUGUGUGGCUGAAACUAACAAUGCACAGAGGAGUGUGUGUCUGAUUUUUACAUGUCACCAGUUGGCUCAGAAAACUUGCACGACACCGGACUGAAAAUGAAGAAUGUGAGGACUUGGCAGUUUAGCUGCUCCUUAAUGAUUGUAAUUGAAUAGGAACAAGGUAAGGUAAUGCUUAUGUUGGACUUCAAACUACUGUAUCAGCUGAAACCGAAAGUAUGUGUAGAUACUAUUCUGUAAGCAGUUUUCACUUUUACAAAUGAAUACUAAAUGUAUGUUUACUUUCGGGAACAUUUGACCAAAGAAUGUUGAAUAAUGUUAUUUUGUGCCAUAUAAGAGUUGAUUUGUUACAAAAUAAUUUUGCAUAAUUCUGUUUUCUUGCAGGGAAAAUAGAAUAC
Molecule: messenger RNA, 1996 nt
Organism: Chelmon rostratus (copperband butterflyfish)
Lineage: Eukaryota; Metazoa; Chordata; Actinopteri; Chaetodontiformes; Chaetodontidae
Product: Krueppel-like factor 10
Exons: 4
Coding region: 129-1568 (479 amino acids)
Biological process (GO): regulation of transcription by RNA polymerase II
Molecular function (GO): RNA polymerase II cis-regulatory region sequence-specific DNA binding; DNA-binding transcription factor activity, RNA polymerase II-specific
Source: RefSeq, a predicted model, not a curated record